AUGUAUGGGGCACAACGCCGCCCUAGCGGUGCUCCUCCCAGUACCUUCCCAAAUCAAGACAAUCAGCCAACAAACGACUCAAACUCGAAUCCAUACCAGUUUGGUUCCCCAGGCCAUGACUCAAACCUGAAUCAAUACCAGUUACCGCCUCUGCUGACUCCAGGAACCCCGCUAUUGAAUGCUGGUGGUCAUGCGCUGCCACAGGUGGAUGAGUUUUUCAGUAGACCGCCUCAGGCUGAAGCUGCCAAGCCGCCGGCGCAGGAGUAUCGAACACCAUCCCAUAGUAUAAUGCGUCCCCCUAGCGUAUCGCAAAAUUUAGCCACUCCGUCAUUUCAGGGCGGGACACCAUACCUGGGACACAACUCUCGCACUCCGUUCUUGGGAAGUGAGUCCUCUGGGUCUCGUGCACCCUCUCUUGGACCUGGAGGCGACUACGGUCAGCUUUUGGGUCCUGCACAUCAUCAGCCCCAUAUGAUGCUGCACCUAGGCUUCAAUCACAGACCUCUUUAUCAUGAUUCUGCGGGGUACGAGCUUCAGAACUCGGUUUCAAACCUCGCUGCUAGGAUGGGAAAUUUAGAAGAAGCAAAUCAGCAAUUAUAUCAGCACAUGAUGGCAGAGAAUGAGAAACUUACCAGGGAGCUAGAAUCGACAGUGACUUUGGUCAAAACCCUCCAGACGGAGAUAGCCCAGAUAACGAUGGAACCAAACCAGGCACCGACGGGGAAAAAAAAACUCAACCUCACCAAAUUGAAGUGUAUCAAGUUGCUUUGCGAUGUCAAACCGUUGGAGACCGGCAAACCAUUCGAAACGGACGAGGACGGCAGGAAGAUUUGGUUUCCGAAGUGGCAAGCUAACAUAGACGAUGAUGACCUUUGUGACAAAAACGGAAAGGGAGAAAUCCCAGAUAGCACCUACGAAACUGGAAUCAUUAGCGAGUGCGCCAAAGCAUAUUUUCGAAACAUACACAAGCAAUACAAGGAGCUCAACAACGCAGAGUUGGGACUGAAGGCUUUGGCACGGAAAACUAAUAGCAAACACUGUUCCCGUCGGCAAGCGCUGACGCACCUUAGGCUACAAACUGCCGUCGAAAGGCCUGCAAAAGUAUAUGAAAAUGAGACAGGGAUCCAGGGGGUGAUGGUGAUCCUGGACACUGAUUUUGCGUUGGAUAUACUAUCUUAUGCGUCUGAUCAAGAACUUAGCAAGGACAUGCUGGAGAGAAGGAAGGAGGCGGGUGUUGGCGAAGGCGCUGAUAUGGUGGCAGGUUUGCAGUGGAGGAGCCCUGAUUUUGUUGCGUUUGGACGCUGGCUCACUUUGAAGAACAAGAGAGAUCCUGACAAUGCCAACACGAAUGAGCCAGCAUCGAAGCGCCGCAAGGUCGUAAAAAAGAAACUCACCAAGAACACCUUUGACCUCGCACCAAGUAAGAUGAGCAAAGACCCUCCAUUCGCCAGCAAGAAGACCGUGCCUUUCAAGUUGAUGAUCACCAAAUCCUGGAUGGAGAAAUACCCAGAUACGGUAUUCCUUGAAGGCGGGGAGUGGUUGGAUGGUUUCUAUGAGAAACACAAGGACAAGCAUGAGGACUUCUAUAAGCAAGACCUGGUGUUCUUGAAGGAGUUGAAUGAGUGGCACGAACACGGGGAUUUGAGUUCUGAAGACGAGCAAACUGGCGCUGACAAAUGA
Molecule: messenger RNA, 1680 nt
Organism: Suillus fuscotomentosus
Lineage: Eukaryota; Fungi; Basidiomycota; Agaricomycetes; Boletales; Suillaceae
Exons: 5
Coding region: 1-1680 (559 amino acids)
Source: RefSeq, a predicted model, not a curated record